This is a messenger RNA of Alligator mississippiensis (American alligator), 3874 nucleotides long. Its product is annotated as major histocompatibility complex class I-related gene protein-like. Gene Ontology annotation, cellular component: external side of plasma membrane. NCBI's taxonomy places the organism in Eukaryota, Metazoa, Chordata, Crocodylia, Alligatoridae. The transcript has 6 exons. The record is from RefSeq and is a predicted model, not a curated record. The coding region runs from base 2540 to 3874 and encodes 444 amino acids. Gene Ontology annotation, biological process: immune response.
GCUUCCUCCCCAGGGCAGGGGCAGGAGCUGCCCCAAAUGCACCUUCCUUCACCGUUCCCAGCCCCCCCAGGAAGCACAGCCAGCACCCACCACACCCCAAUCCAAUCUGAAAAUACGAGCCCUUCUUUAAUUUACCUCCUUAUUUCUUUUUAACUUGGUUUUACUUUAUCCUUCUGUGAUUGCUUUAACGUCACCACCCAGCAUCCCCCUCCCCCCAUUUCCUUUCCAUCUCCCAUAUCAUUACCCACCCCAUCCCAGUAGGUCUCCCCCUCCCAGCUUCACAUUCACCUCCCACGCCCCCCCUCUCUCACCCCCUACCUAGAGCAGGGGUCCUGGCCCAUCAGCCCUGUAGGGGCAGCUCACAGCUGUAGCUCCUGGUCAGGCCCCUGCUUGCAACCCUCUAGCGCAGGGGGAGGCAAUGUUUUUUGGCCAGAGUGCCAAAAAACCCACAAUGUCUGCCUUGGAAGGUGUUGGAGUGCCCACAUGCCGGAGCCCAGAGCAGCUGUUUGCAGCGUCCCAGCUGCAGCCGGCCCAGGGAGCCUGGUCUGCUUGCAGCAGGGCUUGCAGCCUCCCAGCCGCCUGCUGGGAGCAGCCGGGGCUCCGUGGCUGGCAGCAGCUGCUGAGAGCCAGGGCUGGCAGUGGUGUGCUGAGCAAAAUGGCCGUGUGUGCCAUGCUCGGCACACGUGCCGGGGGUUGCUGAGCCCUGCUCUAGUGCAAGUCACAGCUGUGCAGGGGGAGGGGCGUGAAGUCACAGAAAGCUUUUAGCUUCGAGAUGUGACUGCUCCAAACUUGAGCUAGCACUAAUUGCAAUCAGCAUUUGAGCAGCUCAGAAAAAAUGGUUGUCAAUAUAUACUCUUGAGAUCCCAGGAAGAGGCCAUGCUCCUGUUUCAGAGGAAGGCAAAAGCCUCCCAGCCCAUACCAGUCUGACGACGGGAUAAAAAAUUCCCCCUGAACCUAAGCAUGGCAUCGGUCAGACCCUGAGUGGAGGAGCAGGACCCUCCCGCUUGUCCGGGAGCCAGGUCCAGGACAAUGGGCCUUGGCUAAGGGCCCAGCUAUAGGGAGGGGCGGAAGCCGGGAAGGCCCGAGCCCCAACAAGGGAGGAAAGGCCGGAGAUGGGCUGGUGGCAAGACAAGGCUCUUGUCCUGCAUCGAGUACCAGUGGAGUAUCCAAGUGAACACUUUGCCAGGGAACACUUGUGGCUAAUUGGAGUUCAUUGCCACUUAGAGCAGGUGUGUUAAAUUUUGUGGGCAUCUGUUUUGACGCCAGUCACAUCCUGGACCAAUCACCCCCUGUUAAACCUUGUCUGCACUGACAAUUCUUUGCAGUGGAAGAAUGUGCAACGUGCUACCUGCACCACUCCCGGGGCAGUCCAGGUGCUGGCCGUGCACUCCUCUCAGCGCUCCUGCCCUGGAGCUCUUCCUGCAGCAGCUCCCAGAGCCAGAGCGGCCGCUCGGGCUCAGACCCCGGGUUCACGUGGCUGGAAGCCACGCCGCGGCUGGUCCAGUGGCUCUUGCGCUGUGGAGGUGUUUCCCGAUUUAGCUUGCAGCUCAGCCCCAGGGAAGCUUGCUGCUGCUGGCCUCUGCUGUAAUAGUAGCUUGUACUAGGGAAAUGCCCCAGGGCUUUCUUCCCAGCAGGUCAGAGCGGGCUUUCCCCCGCAGUGUCUGUGCACAACGGGCAGAAGCGCCGCACGAAGCUGCUGCGAAGGUGGCGCCAGGCUCCCAGCUGCUGGUCUUGCUGCUGCUCGUGGGCGCUGCGGCCGUGACAGGAACCAGCGCCAGUGAGUGGCAGCGCCUGUCCUGGGCCGGGGGUAGGACAGAGCCAGGGUCCGGAUGUAGGCAGUGUGGGCACAGCCAGGCCAGGGGUAGGACAGCGCUGCCCGUUCCCUGAAGCCACCCCUGGGCGCAGCACCCCAUGGACUUGCACGCAGCACCCUCCCCUCUCCCAGCAUGGCUGUUCCUGCCUGGGGAGCUGCUGGUGAGUGGGAAGAGAGGACCUGCUGCCUCUGACGGGGAGGGCAGAUGGAUGCAAGUCGAGGAGAAGCCGCUUGUCCAGCCAGACCCUCGUCUGCUCUGCAGGGCCCCUCUGGCCCCAGCCCCGACCGCGCAGCAGGAUCGAGGCUUGAGCGGGGCUGAGCCCAGGCCCAGGCCCUGACUCGGGUGCAUGAGGGCUCCCCAGGAGCAGGGUGGGCCAAGUGCCUGGGCUGUGCAGGGCUUGUUCCUGGGCUGGAGGGUGUGGGAUAGCAUGACUGGGCUGUGGGACACGGUGUGUGGCCCCUCCAGGCCAGGCCUGUGCCCUGCUGGGUCGGUCCUGUCUCUCCUCCCGGGCCCCUGCCCCACACCCAGCCAGCUUGGUCCUCUCCUCUUGGCCCCACCACUCGGUCUGUUCUGUGCCUCCACUCCAGCCUGGCACUGCCCCGUGUCCCCUCUCUGCGGCCCCUCCGGGAGGGCACAGCAAGCACCCGAGGACACUGGUAUCUGCCCCAAAUAGUGCUGACCUCUAUCACUCUCCCACAAGCGCCCACUCCUACUGACAUUUCUACAUGGGGGUGUCGAAUCAUGGCUUGGAUGUGCCCACCUUCACUGCCGUGGGCUACGUGGAUGACCAGCAAAUUCUCCACUACGACAGCGAGACGCGGAGACAGGAGCCGUGUAGGGACUGGGUGCAGGGGGCCGUCGACCCAGGCUUCCGGGACGGGGAAACCGUGAUCUUGCAGGGCUGGCAGAGGGGAUUUGACAUGAACCUGGUCACCCUGCAGCACCGCUACAACCAGAGCAGGGGUGAGUGUGAGCAGGCAUGUGUGAGCAGGAGGCCGUGGGGGACCCUGGCACUGAGGGUGACUGACGAGGGCAUUGGGGGGCACCUGGCCACCAGCAGCACGGGGUGGGGAGCCAGGAGGGCAUCGCAUUGUCUCCUGUCUGGUCUGCGUGUCCCUGCCAGCCAGCUCCUCCCUGCAGUUGCCAGGGACAGAGUGUGGUUACCUGCUCAGUUUUCAGCCAUGGGUCAGGUGGCUGUGGAGGGAGCCCUCUCCCACUCCCGUGCACUGUCGGUGCAGGACAGGGUGAGCGUGAAGGGUCUCCUGGCUGCGCUGGCAGCACCUCAUGCCCACCUGGCUCUCAUGAGCCUGGGGUGGAGCAACAGCUACUCCGACUCCUGCAUCCAAGAUCUGACUGGACGGCACCCCAAGGUGCCCCUAGUCUGCCCCAAGGGGUCCCAGCAGGUGGCGGGGGUGUCGAAUCCCAGCCCGGACGUGCCCCAUUUCACUGCCGUCGGCUACGUGGACGACCAGCAAAUUCUCCACUACGACAGCGAGACGCGGAGACAGGCGCCGUGCAGGGACUGGGUGCGGGGGGCCGUCGACCCAGACUUCUGGGACGGAGAAACUGCACUCCUCUCCCUGUCCUGUGCCCCUUGGUGGCCUCACACUCUCCAGCUCACGUACGGCUGUGAGCUCCGCGAAGACAACAGCACUGGAGGCCACAUGCAGUUGGGCUACGACGGGGGAGACUUCAUCAGCUAUGACCUGGGAACGCGCACCUGGGUAGCAGGGACAACGCAGGCCCAGCGCACCCAGCGCAGCUGGAAUGAGAAUAAAACCCUUCUUCAGGAUACAAGAGCCAACCUGGAGGAGACCUGCAUCGCGUGGCUGUGGCAGUACCUGCAGCACGGGGAGGCAGCGGUGCAGAGCAAACGGGGAGGCACAGCCCCAGGAGACGAGCCGCUCGGGGGUCCUUCCCAGUGGAGACGGGACCUACCAGACCUGGGCACCAUCGAGAUGGACCCGAGCAGCAACCACAGCUACACCUGCAGCGUGGAGCACGUGAGCCUGGGUGCAGCCCUGAGAGUGGCCUGGGACGAGGGCAGGACGGGUGAGUGA